Molecule: messenger RNA, 2061 nt
Organism: Leptosia nina
Lineage: Eukaryota; Metazoa; Arthropoda; Insecta; Lepidoptera; Pieridae
Source: the annotation of a GenBank genome assembly
AUGGCUACGCACAUGGUUUCCAUGCUUCACCAUGCCAUGGUCAUGGAUGCCACAAUCAUAACCCUUUGUUGUGGAGAGCCGUAUUCAAUGCCUUCACAACCACCCCAACGUCUAUAUACUUGCAUGGGACAGUGUAACGCCCCUAAGCUUUACGCUGACACGUACAAUUUUUUAAAUGAAAACCUUAUGCAGCCUGUGGUAAAAGAAGUCUAUAAUGAUCUUAGCACAAUUAAUCCCGCAAAUACGAUAAUGAACAACGAAAUGGGUAAUAAAAUGGGCUUAACAGCACAAGGGCAAACUUCAAAUAUUACCCAAAAUAGCCCAAACAUACAUUUUAAUCCCGGGAACCAACUAGGAUCGAACUCUCAAAUGAUGCUAAUGCCGAAGGGUCCAGAAAUGGCUCAAGGCCAACAGAACUUAAGCGGAAUGGGACCUCAAAUUAUGAACAUGAUAAAAGGGGAAUCUAUAGUUAAACAACAACCAGCCAACCAACUUACAGGACCCAUGGUUGUAGAUGCCCCACCAUCAUAUGGCCAAAUUGGAGUCGAGCCUACAACCGCGCAAAUGAAUCCUAACUUUAAUGGCAAUCACUCAAUUCCCCAAUAUACUGAAAACAGAAGUAACAAUUCACCCCAACAACAACAAUUAUAUUCAGCAAAUUUCUCUAAUACGAUGCCAAAUGCGCAACAGCCGGGGCAACAACCGAAUCCAAUACAACAAACAUCAAUGACGCAGCAACCUUCGUAUGGGCAACAUUCACAGGGAAUGAAAAAGUUUAAUGAAAUGUUUCCUGGUGUAAUACAGGGCUUAGGUGGGGACUUAGGUUUCGACCCCAUGGCAAUAGCUAUUCAAAUGAAUCCUGCUAAUCAACAACAAGUAGCAAUGGAUACAAUGCAGAAGAUGAUGAAUACUAACCAAAAUAUAUCAAAGAUACUUGAACCCUCGACGCCAGCACAGCCAGCACAAAAUGCUAAUACUGUCCAAAAUAUGGUGCCAAUAAGUCAGAUGAUAUCUCCUAAUCAGACUACGUCGGAUAACACAAUACGUGAUCCUGUUUAUAAUAUGACUCGUCCCAAUCAAAGUACACAACAACAACUAAAUACACCAAUAAAAGAGCAAAACCAGCAAGUAUAUAAUGCAACUGUAAAUCAAGCUGCGAACAAUCCAAAUAUAUUGUCGAGUCAACAGGUUUAUCAAAUGUCAGAUCCAAACACGGGUGCUCCAACGUCUUCACUGAAUUCACCGAAUCUUUCACACCUACGUGAAGAAUUGCCAAUGUCUCACUCCAUACCACUGCAACAGCAGGCCGAAUUACCUCAACAUUCUCAACAAAUUUCUUCUCAAGGUAUUAUAAAAGAACCAAUAUUCCCAGUAGAUACGACAAAGCAAAAAAUAUACCACAAUCUCCAUGGUAAGAAAUACCCAGAACCUGCUCACUUUAAUACUCUGGGUCAGCCUGUUGAGAAACUGCCUGCAAAUAUGUAUCACCAGACACUACCUGCUCUUCCCCAAACAUUGUCUCCCCAAACGUCGCUGCAGCAAGGUAAAUACGCAAAUGUUAAGCAGACCGAAAGUAAAACUGCACUGAUGAGUGACAAGCCUACAGAUAAAGUGCCUAGCAGAAGUCAACUUCAGCAAAUAUAUAACCAAUAUAAGGGAUCACAGUCGUUCACUCAACAGAGUGUGAAGCAGCCAGUUGAAGCUCUCACACAUUCUGAAAGACGUUUCAACAUUGGUCUAGAUAAACUACAUCAGGAUUCUAUUCCUGUCGAGAAAGUCGGUGGUGAUUCAACCCAUAAUAGACAACCCAAUGAACUACUAGCGAAGAACACGGAAUACGCCAAAUACGAUCGUAUCGGUGAUGUUCCAAUACAAAAAAAUACGGAAGUCGACUUAAAACCCGAAAAGGAUAUGCCAUCAAACAAUCGGAAGUUCAGAAAUGGAUUACAGGAUAUGAUUUAUACGUCAUAUCCUACAUCAGCUGCUUGGACUUUUCACGGUGAUGGUCAGCAAAUGAGAAGCUAUCAGGCACGUCGAGAGCGAAGAUACUACAGAUACUAA